Plasmopara halstedii is the source of this 2004-nucleotide messenger RNA. Its product is annotated as sulfatase-like protein. Bases 1 to 2004 code for a protein of 667 amino acids. NCBI's taxonomy places the organism in Eukaryota, Oomycota, Peronosporomycetes, Peronosporales, Peronosporaceae. The transcript has a single exon. The record is from RefSeq and is a predicted model, not a curated record.
AUGAGGUUCAGUAGCGGACUGGCCGCAACCAUCAUAAGAGAACGAGAGCACCUCAAAGAUGCACCGAUUACAGAAGGCGAAUUUAACGCGUGUUACGCCAAUGCCAUUGGUCUCGUUAUGGUCGCAACGAUCUUCGGCUUGAUACGAGCAUGUGCCGACUGGACAGAUCUAUCGCAGUGGAAUCCGACGUACUGGGUGGCAAACUUUUUAAUACCGCACAUCAUUCAUCUGGAUGAUGCCAUACAAUCAUCAAAAGUUGAGCGCUCAAGCUCCUUGAACGAAGCGUGCGACAAUCUAGACGCGCACGCCUUCUUGACCUUUAAAAAACGCCAGGGCUAUCGACGUUAUGUCCGUCGUCAAGUUGUGCAAGUUGCUGCCGCUGGAACGGUGCUAGUUGUUUUUCCAGUAGCUGUGAUAUCCAUAUGUAGCGCAAGCUCACCGGUUGUAGCUUCUUCGGCGCUGAAUGCGACUUUAAAUGAGCUGUUUGCUAAUGCGUUGCAGCCUGCAGACGUCGAUCUUCCACUCAGUGAUGUACUGCGUGGCGAGCCUUGGGCGGAAUUGUUUAUUCAUCAGACUGAGCAGUACGAGCUAUUUGGUAGUAACUCAUUGUAUCGACGCACGACUGGAUUUCAAGGUGACCUUGCAUUUGACGUUGACGUCAAAAGUGACGAUCCACCGAAUGUGUUAGUCAUUGGUAUCGAGUCAUUUCGGUUUCAAGACUCGCGGUAUCUUGUUGGAGCAGUCGAUCUGUCCAAUCUGACUAAAGGCACCGAUUUAUCCAUCACCCCAAACUUUGAUCGGUGGGCCAAGCGCGGCGUUGCAUUUCGCAAUAUUUGGUCAAGUAAUCCUACGAGUCGCUCGUUGGAAAGUAUUCUGUUUGCACAAAUUCCGUACAAUAGCGCAGUUCGGACUGGUAUCACGGGUGGUGGAAAAAAUAUCAAGCUGGCAGGCAUGCCCCAGUUCUUUAAGCAAAAAGAGUACAAGACGUGGUUUACGACAGGAUCUUCGAUUGACUUGGAUGGUUGGAACGUCUUUUUGCCAACUCAUGGCUUUGAUACUGUCUGGGAUGUUAAAACAAUGAUGAAAUAUGCGGAAGAAAACUAUGGUAUCCAUCGUGACGACUGGCAUGGUACUGCACGUCGCGGAUUUAAUUGGGGCGUUCACGAUGAUAUAAGCUUUCAAAUUCUGGGUGACCUUCUUGUGAACACGACACGGGAGCAAAGUGAGCGGGUUAUGAAAGGAAAGCCUAAAAAUCCGUCAUUUAUUACGCACUAUACCAUCUCAAGCCACGCUCCAUACGAUGCGUGGCCAACCUGGUACGCUGACUUUGAUAAGCCCGACUUUUCCAGAUUUUAUAACGAUCACCCGCACGCCAGUAUGAUCAAGCGCUAUCUUGAAGUCCGAUACUUUACCGAUGUAGAACUUGGCAAGUUUAUGGAUCGCAUGGCUCGAGAGGGUAUUUUAAAUGACACGAUCGUUAUUAUCACGGGUGACCAUGGUCAAGCACCUGAAGCGGAUGUCACUAACACUCAUGAAGUGUCCAUGACGCGCGUAGCAGCUACUAUUGUUGCAGAAGGACGACUAGGAGAUGCUGUAGGCUUGAUCCUCCAUGAUGCAGUGGAACACUAUGACUUUCUUAACACGCUGGCAGAUAUCACUGGCGUUCCCGAGGAAGGUUUCUCUCAGAGCGGAGUUGGCCGCUCACUCAAGCGCAAGGUUCCAUACGGUGAGCGUGUCAUCUUUUCCAACGAACCAAAUCGGAAAUUGUCGAUUGUUCGUGGCCACCAACGUCUACGGUAUGAUAAAGUGAGUGACUCGAUGAUGCUGCACGAUACCGAGAGCGAUCAUGCCAUGAACAUUGAUCUCUUUCCGAAUCUGACAGCUGAAGCACAGGCCGAAUGGCGACUCUGGCGUGACAAUGGCCGUCGUUUAGCAACUUACUUCACGAACCGAUGGGAUCAGAAUUGCUUGCUGGCUGUCGAUUGUACAAUGUCAGGAACAUAA